Thlaspi arvense is the source of this 1383-nucleotide messenger RNA. The record is from the annotation of a GenBank genome assembly. Lineage: Eukaryota; Viridiplantae; Streptophyta; Magnoliopsida; Brassicales; Brassicaceae.
AUGGAUUCCAGUAAAAACCAUGUCGAACCCUAUCGAACCAAGUCUUUUAGUCGAGAGAGCAGUGUAAGCUCUUCGUUAAGCUUAUCACGUAGCCUGCCUCUCCUGAUUAACAAUGAUGUCGAUAGUGAGAGUGUCUCAGAGGCUGGGGAUAUUGGGGAUCGCUCACUUCGGAGAAGGCAUAGUAGUGGUAGAAGUAACCGUUUGUCUGCUGAGGAUUUGAUAGAACAAGGGACUGAUGAUACUUCUCGUCAAGAACAAGAUGGGUUACAUGGCCUUCAGGCCUUGAACACAUCUUCUGUGAUCAAACCUUUGCCCGAGGACAUAACAACAUCUCCUUUACCGACUAAGUCACUCUUGGCACAUGAGACAAACAACCCGGUAAAGGAGAAAGAGUGUAUGUUACCAAAAUCCUUGGAAUACAUAUCGUGCCUGAUUCAUUUGGCUGUUUUUGGUAUACUUGGGGCUAUUACGAGAUAUUUGCUGCAGAAGUUGUUUGGACCAACUGGUGCUCGAGUGACCAGUGAUGGAAGCAUCUUGUACCUUGAUCUUCCUUCCAACAUGGUAGGAUCGUUCUUGAUGGGUUGGUUUGGCGUCGUAUUCAAAGCAGAUAUAGCAAACGUUUCUGAAUUUCUAGCGAUUGGAUUGUCGACCGGUUAUUUGGGAAGCCUCACAACAUUCAGCGGUUGGAACCAGAAAAUGCUGGAUCUUAGUGCCGAUGGCCAAUGGGUCUACGCUGUGCUUGGCUUUCUUUUAGGAUUGUUUCUCACAUCGUACUCCAUCAUUCUCGGGGUUGAAACAGCCAAAGGUUUCAAAUGGCUUAUUCGCAGAAGAAGCUCCGCGGAAGGAAACUCUUGUCUCAAGGUUAACACCUUCAAGAGCCAUAUUGUGUCUAUGACCAUAAUGCUUCUGUUUCUCGUGGCUUUACUCGCUGUGAGUGCCACUCUGCUUGUAAAAGAGUUUGACAAAGGAACUAGCGAAGCUCAGCUAUGGUUAGGUUGCUUAGUUGCAGCCCCUGGUGUCUGGCUCAGAUGGUUCUUAGCCCGACUCAAUGGACGUGGACUGGGAAAAGAUAGACAACACUUGAGGUGGGUCCCAUUUGGCACCCUCAUUGCAAAUGUAGCUGCAGCUUGUGUCAUGGCAGCUUUGGCCACGUUAAAGAAAUCGGUGAACACGACAACAUGUAACACUGUUGCUUCGGGCAUACAGUUUGGUCUGUUGGGAUGCCUGAGCACGGUUUCCACCUUAAUGGCGGAGUUCAAUGCGAUGAGAGAAAGUGAUUACCCAUGGAGAGCCUAUGUGUAUGCAUGUUUCACCAUCGUGGUUUCUUUUGCGAUCGGAACUGUUAUAUACUCGGUCCCUGUUUGGGUAGUGGGGUUCAGUUAG